Penicillium bovifimosum is the source of this 1611-nucleotide messenger RNA. RefSeq lists its product as uncharacterized. The transcript has 3 exons. Bases 1 to 1611 code for a protein of 536 amino acids. The record is from RefSeq and is a predicted model, not a curated record. Gene Ontology annotation, cellular component: nucleus. NCBI's taxonomy places the organism in Eukaryota, Fungi, Ascomycota, Eurotiomycetes, Eurotiales, Aspergillaceae. Gene Ontology annotation, molecular function: histone methyltransferase activity; zinc ion binding; protein binding.
AUGGCGGGACGCGUUCCCUUAAGCUCGGGUGCUAACCAACGUCGAGUGUUCAUUGAUUUGACUGAUGACCACGAACCAACUGAUUAUUCGUCAAAACAAUUGACACAAGGGAAAUUGCCCUUCGUGACUACUAUAGCUUAUCGGUCACCAACCGUGCCGCAAAAGAGGAACAGUCUGGAUGUAUCUGAUGAUCUAUCCGACGCAUCCAGCGACGCACCGCGCAAAUUUCCGCGGCGUCGCGGGCAACUACCUCACCUAUCUGAUGAUCUAUCAGACACAUCCAGUGAUGCACCUCGCAAAUUUGCGCGGCGUCGCAGGCAACUACCGCAUGCCCAUCCAGAGCCAUCUACGCCAACUCCUCCGCCAAACGUGAAGGUGUCCCAGGAAGUCAGCGUUGUGAUUCCGUCACCAACAUCAAGGCAAAGGCGGGAUAUUGCACUUGCAAAACGCAAGACCGACAUCAAUGGUAUGGAUGAUGAAAUAUUUCCUACAACCAAAGAAGAUGAGAUAAUCGCCAAGGCCACUUAUCCUACCGCACGGGAUCGCAUCGAUCGUCGUUCAGUCUUGUUACCAUUCAGCCCGCCUUCAGAUCAUUAUCUUACACCCAAGCUAAAGAGUCUCCUAACAGAGCUGAAACGCACCAUAGUCGCGGACGUGAAAAGGGACCAUCUCACAAAGCUCAGCCGCACCUUAAAUAAGAAGCUAAGGCGCAUCGCAGGCCCUCCAGUCAUUGCGGACGUCGACUGCCCAAAGCUUCUUGCCAGGCUGGCUGACAACUUUGAGUUUGUCAACAGUUACCAGUAUCGUGCGGGAGUUGAACCGGUCCCCGAUGAGUCUGAGUUCAACAUUGGCUGUGCAUGCAAUGGCAAAAAGAAUGGCUGCGAUCCUUCUGUCUGUGACUGCCUCAACAAAGAAGAGGAUUCAGAGGAUCGGAUUGUGCCAUAUCAAAUCAGUGAAAGCAACCCUAAGUUGAUCGUCGCGACUAAGGACUUCCUCAGACGCAAGGCCAUCAUCUACGAGUGCAACUCACGUUGUGGCUGCAGAGGUACUCGAUGCUGGAAUCACGUCGUUCAGAAGGGGAGGACGGUCAAGUUGGAGAUAUUUGACACUGGCGCUCGGGGCUUCGGUCUCCGAUCUCCCGACUUCCUUCACCGAGGACAAUUCAUUGAUCUUUAUCUCGGGGAAGUGAUCACUAAAGCUGAAGCCGAGGAACGCGAGAACCUCACCGACGGUGCACAUACGGAAUCCUAUCUUUUCUCUUUGGACUGGAACAUAAAAGACGACGAGGACGAAGAUCGGAACAUGAAAGUCGUCGACGGCCGCAAGUUCGGUUCCGCAACCCGUUUCAUGAAUCACUCUUGCAACCCUAAUUGCAAAAUCGUCCCUGUGUCCACCACCAAUCACGCCGAUGAAUAUCUGUACAAUCUUGCAUUUUUCGCAAACCAGGAUAUCGCACCCGGUACCGAGUUGACCUUCGACUACAACCAAGGAGAGGAAAACACGACCCCUGCAAGAGUCGACCCUGACGCGGUGCCUUGCCUAUGUGGUGAAGAUAACUGCCGUGGACAAUUGUGGCCGAACAAGCGCAAAAGUCAGGGAUCAAAGCCUUAG